Python bivittatus (Burmese python) is the source of this 2498-nucleotide messenger RNA. The record is from RefSeq and is a predicted model, not a curated record. NCBI's taxonomy places the organism in Eukaryota, Metazoa, Chordata, Lepidosauria, Squamata, Pythonidae.
UCUUGACAUGAGGUGAUAACAGUGAGUAAUGGAAGAGAGAGGUAAAAAUACCUCGACUGCACAAACCCUGCACAGGGUGCCUGUGAUGGGAUGUGUAGGCAUCCUGCUGGUAUUCAGGGACAGCUAUAACAGCACGGGCAAGAUGCAGACAGCCAAGAAAUCCAGGAGAGGGAGAAGUGAGUGAAAGGAGCAAGAAUUGCUGAAGGACACCCAGGAGCCCAUGGAGGCAACUUGUGAUCUGUGUCUGAGAAGUGAAAGGAAGAAACAAGCGCUAGCCAUGUGGACUUUUCUCAUAGUUAUCUUCUCAUCUCUGGAGCUAACGCAGAUUGGAGCUUUCAUUUCAUCAUGCGAAAUCAAAAAAAUCAUGAGGAUGGAAGAAGAGCUCUGUACCUCGGCCCUUGCCCAGGAAGAAGCAAACAGAACAGCUGGAAAUGAAUUGCUCAGGAGUUCAGGCAGAUGCCUUGGCAUGUGGGAUAAUCUUACCUGCUGGCUGUCUUCUCCCAUUGGACAAACUGUUAGCGUACCCUGUCCCCAAGCCUUUCAAAUAGUCACGGGACAAACAGGGUUUAUGUAUCGUAAUUGCACCAGGGAAGGCUGGUCAGAAAAAUAUCCAAAACCAUAUAUUGCUUGUGGUUUAAAUGCAGAACAACUUAAUGCUCCUAUAACUGAGUGGGAAUCUAAGGUAUCUUAUCUGAUGAAAUUGGAGACAGUGUACACUGUUGGAAGCAGCAUCUCCCUCAUAGCCCUGGCAGCAGCCUUGGGCAUUCUGGCUUCUUUUCGGAGACUUCACUGUACAAGGAAUUACAUCCAUAUACAGCUUUUUGCUUCAUUCAUCUUACGGGUGAUUGCAAACUUUAUCAAGGAUCCUAUACUGUCAAAGGACACCGAUGAUGCUGUCUACUGUGAAUUACACACAGGCAGGUGCAAGAUGAUCAUAGCCUUUGUUAACUUCUGCAUCAUGGCAAAUUAUAGUUGGCUUCUUGUAGAAGGGCUUUAUCUUCACAGCCUGCUGGCCAUUUCUUUCUUCUCCGACAGAAAGUUCUUCUGGUGGUUUGUUGUUCUGGGAUGGGGUGUUCCUAAAUUAUUUGUAAUUGGAUGGGUCAUAGCCAGGCUCUUACAUGAAAAUGCUGGAUGCUGGGAUAUGCAUCUUACAUAUGCCCUGUGGCUCAUUCAAGGCCCUGUGGUGGCUUCUAUUGUUAUCAAUUUUAUUCUAUUUGUUAAUAUUGUAAGGAUUCUGAUGAACAAGCUUCGAUGGCCAGAUGGAAGAGGCAAGGACUCCAGUCAAUACAAGAGGCUUGCUAAAUCAACACUGGUGCUCAUCCCUCUUUUUGGAGUUCAUUACAUUAUCUUUGCUUUUUUCCCUUUUGAUACCACAAACGGCAUCAUGGAAGUUCAGGCUCUGUUUGAAAAAGCCUUAGGAUCUUUCCAGGGUUUGGCUGUGGCUGUGCUUUACUGUUUUCUUAAUGGAGAGGUCCAGCAGGAGCUUCAUAGAAAGUGGUGGCAGUGGCACUUAAGGAAGCACCUCGGUUCCCAUAAGCAUCACAGCUCUUUGUUUCCAAAUGAAGUAAGUGGGCUCACUCAAGUCUUGCAGCUGGCAAAGCCUGGUCCUCAGGAGGAAAGACGAUCUUCUAACUCAAUUCUGAGUAAAAUGUAAAGGCUUCUAGUGCAGACAAGAACAUGCUAGUUACUCAGAGGAAACCAGAAACUUGCAUUUACCUAAACAGGCGUUGUGAUUCAGGAUUUAAAAGCUAGUUGUCAACUCUACCUGAAGCCUGACUUAAGCUACGGUCGAACCUUGCUAUCAUAUGGAUUAUUUUGCAAAGAUGAUGUGUGAAAAGUCAUUCCCAGCUGAAAGACUCAUCCCUUUCAUCUUGCUGGUUUUGUUUUUUGGAAUCUACCACUUCAGGAGAAUAUAUGUUCUCUUCUCUUUUUGGUUCCUUAUUGGAGUGCUGAUUCUGAACAAUAUUGUCAUUUGGACAAGAUAUGACUCUGACUUAUAAACUGGUUAUAUUUCUUGGGAAAAUGUUGUAUUGGGUGAACAUGAUAGAGUGCAAGUUUUCUUGCAGCGAGAAGAGAUCCCUUUAGCAUCAAAGCCACACCCUCAAUUGGUCAAGGGAUUUUGCUAGGAACUGUGUGGACUUAUGAGUUUGCUGUUAGGGAUCUAGGCAACUCAGCUGCCAUGAUGACCUUUACAACCUCCUCUUGAGAACUGAUUUUGGCUCUGACUGACUUUGGGACUGCCACCUGGAAGCUAGACUACAAUUCACUUUGUGAGAGACUGCUGUGUAUCUUCAGUUCAUCUAAGGCAGAAGCUGGAUUGGGAAGAUAACAUAUCUUAUGUCCAUUUUUCUGAUCUGAUUUCCUGUUGUUUUCUGAGCCUAAUUCAAGCAAUUGUUUUUGAUUGACAAAGCUCUAAUGAGUUUGGGAGGUGCCAGGCAUAUACCUGUGGGUAUGUAUGGGCCUUUGAGUCAGUGUUGACUCCUGGCGACUGCCUGGAC